Aphanomyces invadans is the source of this 888-nucleotide messenger RNA. RefSeq lists its product as hypothetical. Gene Ontology annotation, biological process: mRNA 3'-end processing by stem-loop binding and cleavage. Gene Ontology annotation, cellular component: U7 snRNP. Lineage: Eukaryota; Oomycota; Saprolegniomycetes; Saprolegniales; Verrucalvaceae. The record is from RefSeq and is a predicted model, not a curated record. The coding region runs from base 13 to 849 and encodes 278 amino acids. The transcript has 5 exons. Gene Ontology annotation, molecular function: U7 snRNA binding.
CGCGUUUCAACAAUGGAGGCGUGGCAGCGCGACCGCAUCACCGCCUUCUAUGAAAAGUACAAUCCCGAGAAUCUCGUGAACAUACCUGAGAUUCUGCGAGUGUUUUCGGGGCGGGAGGACGUUCUGUGUGCCAAGUUGCACAAGAAGUACGGGUGCGCUCCCGACAUUGUGUGCCAGGAGGCUGAAGUAGCAGAGGCCGCCGAGAUCCUGACAGAAUUCGACCCCAGUUACACGCCAAAGACCGCUCGACCUUCGUUUGGUGGUUCCUUUGACGUCCGCUGCUCGGCGUUCAAUGCACACAAGGCACUGGUUCAAAAUCGCCUGGACAACGUUUUGUCCGCGCCCCCACUCGACAACAUGUACAAGUGCCGCCAGCUCUUGCCUCGAAACCAUCCCCAGUUCCUUCACACCAAAACAAAUCCUACAGGUCCAACUGACAGGAAACCCCACGACGCGACGACAGGUGCCAAGAAACCACCCAUCUUGCAUGCAAUUGCCGAACUGCAUAAGGAGGGUCCAUUGAGUUUGCUGCACGCGUGCUUGAUGGCCAGGUCCCGUGUCGUGGUAGUCGUGCGGCGAAUAUGCAGCAUUCGUGGCACGUGCACAGGUUACCUCAAAGGGUUUGACAAGCACAUGAACGUUGUGCUGUUCGACGUGACGGAAGCAUUUAUUCCACUGACCCACCCACCCCACUCUGUUGAGCCUCUCGUCCGAGCCAUCGCGCCCGGGCAGCUGCGUCCUCCCGACGUCGUGAAGCGAUUCGUCAGGCAGCUCCUGAUCCGAGGGGAUAACAUUGUCAUGGUCUUUCCCACGCAGCCACUUCCACCAUCGGCGAGGGUUUCUCAGUAACCUGUUUGAUAAAAUACAUGCUUCCUUCUUGGUCGGUCA